CUCCAUGUGGAAGCUCACCCCGCUCACUUCCCGCGCCAUGCCCAAGCUCCCGCUCGCCGCCGCCGCGACCACCACGCGCUCGUUCCAGUCCAAGACGUUCCAAGACCAUGUGCAGACGGCGACCAUGUCAGACCGCACCGAACAAAUCCUCGCCGGCGGCCGACAUCUCUUUCCCCUCCUUCCCAAGGCAUUUGCCGGUGUCAAGCAGAUCGGCGUUGUGGGUUGGGGUUCUCAAGCUCCCGCACAGGCCCAAAACUUGCGCGAUUCCUUGAAAGGAACGGACAUUCGCGUGAAGGUCGGUCUUCGCUCGAACUCAUCCUCGCUGCCCAAGGCUCGGGCCGCGGGCUUCACGGAAGAAAGCAACACGUUGGGCGAUCAGAACGACGUCCUGGCCGAAUCCGACUUGGUGCUCCUCCUUAUCAGCGACGCCGCCAGUGUGUCGUCGUACAAGGACAUUUUCGCGCGCUUGAAGCCGGGGGCUACUCUCGGUUUGUCGCACGGGUACCUCCUCGGCCACUUGGAUUCCGUGGGCGAAGCGUUCCCUCCGUCCAUCAACGUUGUCAUGGUAGCGCCCAAGGGCAUGGGUCCGUCUGUGCGUCGACUGUACGUCCAAGCGGCGCAGAACAACGGUGGCACCGCCGGCAUCAACGCCAGUGUCGCCGUCCACCAAGACGUGAACGGCCGCGCGACCGACCACGCGCUGGGGUGGAGUGUCGCGUUGGGAUCCCCAUAUUCGUUCCCCACGACCCUGGGCGAAGAGUACAAGUCGGACAUUUACGGCGAGCGCGGCGUGCUCCUCGGCGGCGUGUACGGCCUCAUCGAAGCGCUGUUCCGCCAUUAUGUCCACCAAGGCAAGUCGCCGGCGGAAGCGUUCCACGACGCCGCCGACAGCUUGACCGGGCCGCUGAACACGCUCAUUUCCCACCACGGACUGCUCGCCGUCUACGAUGCAUUUGAAGGCGCCGACAAGGAAGCGUUCGAGACGGCGUACACGUCGGCGUACCAUCCGUCGCGCGAAGUGCUCGAGGAAAUCUACGACGAAGUGGCCAGCGGCAACGAGAUCCGGUCCGUCAACAUGGCCGUGGACCGCCAAGCGCGCGGGUUCCCCAUGCUCGCGACGCUCGAACACCGCUGGAUGUGGAAGCUCGGCGACGAACUGCGCCGCUCCCGCGACGCAUCCAAGCUCAAGCUGCACCCGACCACCGCCGGCAUGUACGUGGCCAUGAUGAUGGCGCAGAUCGAUGUACUGCUGUCGCAUAACCACGGGUACUCUGAGAUUGCGAACGAGAGUGUGAUCGAAGCCACCGACUCGUUGAACCCGUUCAUGCAUGCCCGAGGAGUGGCAUACAUGGUGGACAACUGCUCCAUGACGGCGCGCCUCGGUACGCGCAAGUGGGCUCCGCGCUUUGACUACACGCUGACGGAGCAGGCGCUGAGCGUCGGCGGCGACAGCAAGACCCCCCUCGAAAAGAAGGAAUUGCUCGCCAAGUUUACCAGCCAUCGCAUCCACGAUGUCCUCAACACGUGCUUGAAGCUGCGCCCAGACGUGGACAUCUCGGUCGUGUAACUCGCGCCACACUGUCGAUUUUUACAUACAUUCAAUAUACAUACACUCUCGUCGUCGCACUACACAGUACAGUGCUGUACCCAAGAAGCGAC
Messenger RNA from Aphanomyces astaci, 1659 nucleotides. RefSeq lists its product as hypothetical. NCBI's taxonomy places the organism in Eukaryota, Oomycota, Saprolegniomycetes, Saprolegniales, Verrucalvaceae. The transcript has a single exon. The record is from RefSeq and is a predicted model, not a curated record. Bases 5 to 1567 code for a protein of 520 amino acids. Gene Ontology annotation, biological process: L-valine biosynthetic process. Gene Ontology annotation, molecular function: ketol-acid reductoisomerase activity.